Molecule: messenger RNA, 408 nt
Organism: Prunus armeniaca (apricot)
Lineage: Eukaryota; Viridiplantae; Streptophyta; Magnoliopsida; Rosales; Rosaceae
Source: the annotation of a GenBank genome assembly
AUGGCGAAAGAAUUCGUCGUCGGAGAUGACAGCGGCUGGAAAACUAAUUUUGACUACGAAGCUUGGGCCAAAGACAAAGUAUUUCGUGUUGGCGACACACUAGUGUUCAAUUACAAGGCUCCUAAUCACAAUGUGUUCAAGGUGAACGGAACUGGGUUCAAGGAAUGCAUUAAGCCAACAGAAAACGAAGCACCACUUUCCACUGGAAAUGACAAAAUAGACCUAAAGAUCUCUGGAAAUAAAUGGUACAUUUGUUCUGUUAAGGAUCAUUGUGAGUUGGGCAUGAAGCUCUUCAUUACCGUCUCCGAUGAGUCAUCUGCUGUUCGUGGCAUCACAUUAUCUGGUUCAUAUCAAGCUUUCAUGGCCGUCAUCAUGGCAAUCACGGCAAUUGCAGCGUUAUCCACAUGA